Molecule: messenger RNA, 789 nt
Organism: Naegleria fowleri
Lineage: Eukaryota; Heterolobosea; Eutetramitea; Acrasida; Naegleriidae
Exons: 1
Coding region: 1-789 (262 amino acids)
Source: RefSeq, a predicted model, not a curated record
AUGAUUAUUGUUCGAUUGCAUCAAGAAAGUGUGUUCACUUUAAUUACAAGAUGUGUGCUGAGCAAUUUGAGAGCGAACCACGUAAGGUUUUUCAUCCUUUCGGUGACCAUAACUAACCUUUCAGAAUAUGACAGGUCAACGGUCAACUUCCAUUUUAAUAACACUCUGUUGACAAGAUUAAAAAAAUUGGCAACCUCUUCUUCUUCUCAACCAACAACCUCUAACAAGAACUUCAAAUGGCUCUCUCAACAAUACAAGCUCAAAGACACCAAAUACGAAACACUAUCGACUUCAAUCAUUUCCAUUUUAGGAACAUCGAAUUAUUUGAACUAUAACGAGAAACAUCACGAGUAUGCAUUGUGUGAAUGGAUGAGUAAACUCUUUCAUGAUGCACUCAAGUAUCAUCGAUUAGACAUUUCUAAAUUGACACUGGCCAAUUUUGAAAAGAUUUUCCAGAAAUUUGAUGAAUCCAAGAAUUCCUACUUUUCGAAUGAAUGCAAAGAAAUUGUAAUGAAAUUAUUGAACGUCGUCAUGCCAAUAUUUAUUGAAAAGAACAAAAUCGUACUCAAAGAAUUGACGUUUUUUAAUAUGAACUUAUCAGGUACAUUCCCUGGAGAGAAUUUACAAAUCUUUCAUGCUUUGGAUCGAUUCAAUUUAUUAGAUCAAAUAGAAGAGUUGGAUUUCAGUGCCAAUCAUUUUGGAAAAGUCGAUGAGUCAUGGCUAAUGAAAUUGUCAAGAAAUGGCACUUCAAAACUCAAAAGAUUCACUUUGAGUGGAAAUUCUCUUUAA